UGCGGGCCGGAGGCCAUGGACGUGAAGGAGAGGAAGCCAUACCGCUCGCUGACCCGGCGCCGCGACGCCGAGCGCCGCUACACCAGCUCGUCCGCGGACAGCGAGGAGGGCAAGGCCCCGCAGAAGUCCUACAGCUCCAGCGAGACCCUGAAGGCCUACGACCAGGACGCCCGGCUCGCUUACGGCAGCCGCAUCAAGGACAUGGUGCCACAGGAGGCCGAGGAGUUCUGCCGCACAGGAGCCAACUUUACCCUGCGUGAGCUGGGGCUGGGGGAGGUGACACCCCCGCAUGGGACCCUGUACCGCACAGACAUCGGCCUCCCCCACUGCGGCUACUCCUUGGGGGCCAGCUCUGAUGCCGACAUGGAGGCUGACACCGUGCUGUCCCCUGAGCACCCUGUGCGACUGUGGGGCCGGAGCACACGAUCGGGCCGCAGCUCCUGCCUGUCCAGCCGGGCCAACUCCAACCUCACGCUCACCGACACCGAGCACGAGAACACUGAGACCGGUGCUCCCUUGCAUUGUUCAUCCGCUUCAUCAACCCCUAUUGAGCAGUCCCCCUCCCCGCCCCCCUCCCCUCCGGCCAAUGAGAGCCAGAGGCGGUUGCUAGGCAACGGUGUGGCCCAGCCAACCCCGGACUCAGACUCUGAGGAAGAGUUUGUCCCUAAUUCAUUCUUAGUUAAAAGUGGCUCCGCCAGCCUGGGGGUCGCAGCGAACGAUCACCCAGGCGGCCUGCAGAACCACUCGCGGCUCCGGACUCCGCCUCCUCCACUCUCGCACGCCCACACCCCCAACCAGCACCACGCCGCCUCCAUUAACUCCCUGAACCGGGGCAACUUCACUCCGAGGAGCAACCCCAGCCCGGCCCCCACGGACCACUCGCUCUCCGGAGAGCCCCCUGCCUGCGGCGCCCAGGAGCCGGCCCACGCCCAGGACAACUGGCUGCUCAACAGCAACAUUCCCCUGGAGACCAGAAACCUAGGCAAGCAGCCAUUCCUAGGGACAUUGCAGGACAACCUCAUUGAGAUGGACAUUCUCAGCGCCUCCCGCCAUGAUGGGGCUUACAGUGACGGGCACUUCCUCUUCAAGCCAGGAGGCACCUCCCCGCUCUUCUGCACCACCUCACCAGGGUACCCUCUGACUUCCAGCACAGUGUACUCUCCUCCACCCCGGCCCCUGCCUCGCAGCACCUUCUCCCGGCCCGCCUUCAACCUCAAGAAGCCCUCCAAGUACUGCAACUGGAAGUGUGCCGCUCUGAGCGCCAUCGUCAUCUCGGCCACGCUAGUCAUCCUGCUGGCAUACUUUGUGGCCAUGCACCUGUUUGGCCUAAACUGGCACCUGCAGCCGAUGGAGGGGCAGAUGUAUGAGAUCACGGAGGACACAGCCAGCAGUUGGCCUGUGCCAACGGACGUCUCCCUGUAUCCCUCAGGGGGCACUGGGUUAGAGAUCCCUGACAGGAAAGGCAAAGGAGCCACAGAAGGAAAGCCCAGUAGUUUCUUUCCAGAGGACAGUUUCAUAGACUCUGGAGAAAUUGACGUGGGGAGACGGGCUUCCCAGAAGAUUCCUCCUGGCACUUUCUGGAGGACUCAGGUGUUCAUAGACCAUCCUGUGCAUCUGAAAUUCAAUGUCUCUCUGGGAAAGGCGGCUCUGGUUGGCAUUUAUGGCAGAAAAGGCCUCCCUCCUUCACAUACACAGUUUGACUUUGUGGAGCUGCUGGAUGGAAGGAGGCUCCUGACCCAGGAAGCCCGGAGCCUGGAGGGGCCCCAGCGCCAGUCCCGGGGAGUCGUUCCUCCCUCCAGCCACGAGACCGGCUUCAUCCAGUAUUUGGAUUCGGGCAUCUGGCACCUGGCUUUUUACAACGACGGGAAGGAGCCCGAAGUGGUUUCUUUUCUCACCACUGCCAUUGAAUCGGUGGAAAACUGCCCCAGCAACUGCUAUGGCAACGGCGACUGCAUCUCGGGGACCUGCCACUGCUUCCUGGGCUUCCUGGGCCCUGACUGCGGCAGAGCCUCCUGCCCCGUGCUCUGUAGUGGGAACGGCCAGUACAUGAAGGGCCGGUGCCUGUGCCACAGCGGCUGGAAGGGCGCCGAAUGCGAUGUGCCCACCAACCAGUGCAUCGAUGUGGCCUGCAGCCACCAUGGCACCUGCAUCAUGGGCACCUGCAUCUGCAACCCCGGCUACAAGGGCGAGAACUGUGAGGAAGUGGACUGCAUGGAUCCCACAUGUUCUGGCCGGGGUGUCUGUGUGAGAGGCGAGUGCCACUGCUCCGUGGGAUGGGGAGGAACCAACUGUGAGACGCCCAGGGCCACGUGCUUGGACCAGUGUUCGGGCCACGGAACCUUCCUUCCAGACACCGGGCUUUGCAGCUGUGACCCGAGCUGGACUGGACACGACUGUUCCAUAGAGAUCUGUGCUGCCGACUGUGGUGGCCACGGCGUGUGCGUGGGGGGCACCUGCCGCUGCGAGGAUGGCUGGAUGGGGGCAGCCUGUGACCAGCGGGCGUGCCACCCGCGCUGUGCCGAGCACGGGACCUGCCGCGACGGCAAGUGUGAAUGCAGCCCCGGCUGGAACGGCGAGCACUGCACCAUCGAGGGUUGCCCUGGGUUGUGCAAUGGCAACGGCAGAUGCACCUUGGACCUGAAUGGCUGGCACUGCGUCUGCCAGCUGGGCUGGAGAGGAGCUGGCUGCGACACGUCCAUGGAGACUGCCUGCGGUGACAGCAAAGACAACGAUGGAGAUGGCUUGGUGGACUGCAUGGACCCCGACUGCUGCCUCCAGCCUCUCUGUCAUGUCAACCCACUGUGCCUGGGCUCCCCGGACCCACUGGACAUCAUCCAGGAGACACAGGCGCCUGUGUCCCAGCAGAACCUGCACUCCUUCUACGACCGCAUCAAGUUCCUUGUGGGCAGGGACAGUACACACAUCAUCCCCGGGGAGAACCCCUUUGAUGGAGGGCAUGCAUGUGUUAUUCGUGGUCAAGUGAUGACAUCAGAUGGGACCCCACUGGUUGGUGUGAACAUCAGUUUCGUCAAUAACCCUCUCUUCGGAUACACAAUCAGCAGGCAAGAUGGCAGCUUUGACUUGGUCACAAAUGGUGGCAUCUCCAUCAUCCUGCGGUUUGAGCGGGCACCUUUCAUCACCCAGGAGCACACCCUCUGGCUGCCCUGGGAUCGCUUCUUCGUCAUGGAAACCAUCGUCAUGCGACACGAAGAGAACGAGAUUCCCAGCUGCGACCUGAGCAACUUUGCCCGCCCCAACCCUAUUGUAUCUCCAUCUCCGCUGACCUCCUUCGCCAGCUCCUGUGCAGAGAAAGGCCCCAUCGUCCCGGAAAUUCAGGCUUUGCAAGAAGAAAUCACUAUCUCUGGCUCCAAGAUGAGGCUGAGUUACCUGAGCAGCCGGACCCCUGGCUACAAGUCUGUCCUGAGAAUCAGCCUCACGCAUCCUACCAUCCCCUUCAACCUCAUGAAGGUCCACCUCAUGGUGGCGGUUGAGGGCCGCCUCUUCAGGAAGUGGUUUGCUGCAGCCCCGGACCUGUCCUACUAUUUCAUCUGGGACAAGACAGAUGUCUACAACCAGAAGGUGUUCGGGCUCUCGGAAGCCUUCGUUUCCGUGGGUUACGAGUAUGAGUCCUGCCCAGACCUGAUCCUGUGGGAGAAAAGGACAGCCGUGCUGCAGGGCUAUGAGAUCGACGCUUCCAAGCUGGGGGGAUGGAGCCUGGACAAACAUCACGCCCUCAACAUCCAAAGUGGCAUCCUGCACAAAGGGAAUGGGGAGAACCAGUUCGUGUCUCAGCAGCCCCCCGUCAUCGGGAGCAUCAUGGGCAACGGGCGCCGGAGAAGCAUCUCCUGCCCCAGCUGCAACGGCCUUGCUGACGGCAACAAGCUCCUGGCCCCCGUGGCCCUGGCGUGCGGCUCCGACGGCAGCCUCUACGUGGGAGAUUUCAACUACAUCCGCAGGAUCUUCCCCUCGGGGAACGCCACCAACAUCCUGGAGCUGAGAAAUAAAGAUUUCAGACAUAGUCACAGUCCAGCGCAUAAAUACUACCUGACUACAGACCCCAUGAGCGGGGCCGUCUUCCUGUCCGACACCAACAGCCGACGGGUCUUUAGGAUCAAGUCCACCACGGUGGUGAAGGACCUUGUCAAGAACUCCGAGGUGGUUGCGGGGACAGGGGACCAGUGCCUCCCCUUCGAUGACACGCGCUGCGGGGAUGGUGGGAAGGCCACAGAAGCCACGCUUACCAACCCCAGGGGCAUCACAGUGGACAAGUCCGGGCUGAUUUACUUCGUGGACGGCACCAUGAUCAGGCGCAUCGAUCAGAAUGGGGUCAUCUCCACCCUCCUGGGCUCCAAUGACCUUACCUCGGCCCGGCCCCUCAGCUGUGAUUCUGUCAUGGAUAUUUCCCAGGUUCGCUUGGAGUGGCCCACAGACUUAGCCAUCAACCCGAUGGACAACUCCCUCUAUGUCCUCGACAACAACGUGGUCCUGCAGAUCUCCGAAAACCACCAGGUGCGCAUUGUCGCGGGGAGGCCCAUGCACUGCCAGGUGCCCGGCAUCGACCACUUCCUGCUGAGCAGGGUGGCCAUCCAUGCCACCCUGGAGUCCGCCACCGCCUUGGCUGUCUCUCACAACGGAGUCCUGUAUAUCGCUGAGACCGAUGAGAAGAAGAUCAACCGAAUCAGGCAGGUCACCACUGGCGGAGAGAUCUCGCUAGUUGCCGGGGCCCCCAGUGGCUGUGACUGUAAAAAUGAUGCCAACUGUGAUUGUUUCUCUGGAGAUGACGGUUAUGCCAAGGAUGCAAAGCUGAAUACCCCAUCCUCCCUGGCCGUAUGUGCUGACGGGGAGCUCUAUGUGGCCGACCUCGGGAAUAUCCGAAUUCGGUUUAUCAGGAAGAACAAACCUUUCCUCAACAACCAGAACAUGUAUGAGCUGUCCUCACCCAUCGACCAGGAGCUCUACCUGUUUGAUACCAGUGGCAAACACCUGUACACGCAGAGUCUGCCCACAGGGGAUUACCUAUACAACUUCACCUACACUGGGGAUGGUGACAUCACACUCAUCACAGACAACAAUGGCAACAUGGUGAACGUCCGCCGAGACUCUACUGGGAUGCCCCUCUGGCUGGUGGUCCCAGAUGGCCAGGUGUACUGGGUCACCAUGGGCACCAACAGUGCACUCAGAAGUGUGACUACACAAGGACAUGAGUUGGCCAUGAUGACAUACCAUGGGAACUCCGGCCUUCUGGCAACGAAAAGCAAUGAAAAUGGAUGGACAACAUUUUAUGAGUACGACAGCUUUGGCCGCCUGACAAACGUGACCUUCCCUACUGGCCAGGUGAGCAGUUUCCGAAGUGAUACAGACAGCUCAGUGCAUGUCCAGGUAGAGACCUCCAGCAAAGAUGAUGUCACCAUCACCACCAACCUGUCUGCCUCAGGUGCCUUCUAUACACUGCUGCAAGACCAGGUCCGGAACAGCUACUACAUUGGGGCAGACGGCUCCCUGCGGCUGCUGCUGGCCAACGGCAUGGAGGUGGCCCUGCAGACAGAGCCCCACCUGCUGGCCGGCACCGUCAACCCCACGGUGGGCAAGAGGAACGUCACGCUGCCCAUCGACAACGGCCUCAACCUGGUGGAGUGGCGGCAGCGCAAGGAGCAGGCUCGGGGCCAGGUCACCGUCUUCGGGCGCCGGCUGCGGGUUCACAAUCGGAACCUCCUGUCUCUGGACUUCGACCGCGUGACACGCACAGAGAAGAUCUAUGAUGACCACCGCAAGUUCACCCUCCGGAUCCUGUACGACCAGGCAGGACGGCCCAGCCUCUGGUCACCCAGCAGCAGGCUGAACGGCGUCAACGUGACAUACUCCCCGGGAGGCCACAUCGCCGGCAUUCAGAGAGGCAUCAUGUCUGAGAGGAUGGAAUAUGACCAGGCGGGUCGCAUCACGUCCAGGAUCUUUGCUGAUGGGAAGACGUGGAGCUACACGUACUUGGAGAAGUCCAUGGUGCUGCUCCUCCACAGCCAGAGGCAGUACAUCUUUGAGUUUGACAAGAACGACCGCCUCUCCUCCGUGACAAUGCCCAACGUGGCCCGGCAGACGUUAGAGACCAUUCGCUCAGUGGGCUACUACCGGAACAUCUACCAGCCCCCCGAGGGCAAUGCCUCGGUCAUCCAGGACUUCACCGAGGACGGGCACCUCCUCCACACCUUCUACUUGGGCACCGGCCGCAGGGUGAUAUACAAGUAUGGCAAGCUGUCCAAGCUGGCCGAGAUGCUGUACGACACCACCAGAGUGAGUUUCACCUACGACGAGACAGCAGGCAUGCUGAAGACCGUCAACCUGCAGAACGAGGGCUUCACCUGCACCAUCCGCUACCGUCAGAUCGGGCCCCUGAUCGACCGCCAGAUCUUCCGCUUCACCGAGGAAGGCAUGGUCAAUGCUCGUUUUGACUACAACUAUGACAACAGUUUCCGGGUGACCAGCAUGCAGGCCAUGAUCAACGAGACCCCACUGCCCAUCGAUCUUUAUCGCUAUGACGACGUGUCGGGCAAGACAGAGCAGUUCGGGAAGUUUGGUGUCAUCUACUAUGACAUCAACCAAAUCAUCACCACCGCGGUCAUGACCCACACCAAGCACUUCGACGCAUACGGGCGGAUGAAGGAGGUGCAAUAUGAGAUUUUCCGCUCACUCAUGUACUGGAUGACCGUCCAGUAUGACAACAUGGGGCGAGUAGUGAAGAAGGAGCUGAAGGUGGGACCCUAUGCCAACACCACCCGCUACUCUUAUGAGUACGACGCUGAUGGCCAGCUACAGACCGUCUCCAUCAAUGACAAGCCACUCUGGCGAUAUAGCUAUGACCUGAAUGGGAACCUGCACUUACUGAGCCCUGGGAACAGUGCACGGCUGACCCCACUACGGUACGACCUCCGAGACCGCAUCACUAGACUAGGUGACGUGCAGUACAGGAUGGAUGAGGAUGGCUUCCUGAGGCAGCGGGGUGGUGAUGUCUUUGAGUACAACUCCGCUGGCCUGCUCGUCAAGGCCUACAACCGGGCUGGCGGCUGGAGUGUCAGGUACCGCUACGAUGGCCUGGGGCGGCGGGUGUCCAGCAAGAGCAGCCACAGCCACCACCUGCAGUUCUUCUAUGCAGAUCUGACCAACCCCACCAAGGUCACCCACCUGUACAACCACUCCAGCUCUGAGAUCACGUCCCUCUACUACGACCUGCAAGGACACCUCUUUGCCAUGGAGCUGAGCAGCGGCGAUGAGUUUUACAUAGCUUGUGACAACAUCGGGACCCCUCUUGCUGUCUUCAGCGGAACGGGCUUGAUGAUCAAGCAGGUCCUGUACACGGCCUAUGGGGAGAUCUACAUGGACACCAACCCCAACUUCCAGAUCAUUAUCGGCUACCACGGUGGCCUCUAUGACCCGCUCACCAAGCUCGUCCACAUGGGCCGACGGGAUUAUGAUGUGCUGGCCGGUCGCUGGACGAGCCCGGACCACGAGCUGUGGAAGCACCUUAGCAGCAGCAACAUCAUGCCUUUUAAUCUCUAUAUGUUCAAAAACAACAACCCCAUCAGCAACUCUCAGGACAUCAAAUGCUUCAUGACAGAUGUCAACAGCUGGCUGCUCACCUUUGGAUUUCAGCUUCACAAUGUGAUUCCUGGCUAUCCCAAGCCAGACAUGGAUGCCAUGGAACCAUCCUAUGAGCUCGUCCACACACAGAUGAAAACUCAGGAGUGGGACAACAGCAAGUCUAUCCUCGGGGUACAGUGCGAAGUGCAGAAACAGCUCAAGGCCUUCGUCACCCUAGAACGUUUCGACCAGCUCUAUGGCUCAACAGUCACCAGCUGCCAACAGGCCCCUAAGACCAAGACAUUUGCAUCCAGUGGCUCUGUCUUCGGCAAGGGGGUCAAGUUUGCGUUGAAGGACGGCCGAGUGACCACAGACAUCAUUAGUGUGGCCAACGAGGAUGGGCGGAGGAUUGCCGCCAUCCUGAACAACGCCCACUACCUGGAGAACCUGCACUUCACCAUCGACGGGGUGGACACCCACUACUUCGUGAAGCCAGGGCCUUCGGAAGGUGACCUGGCCAUCCUGGGCCUCAGUGGGGGGCGGCGAACCCUGGAGAACGGGGUCAACGUCACCGUGUCCCAGAUGAACACGAUGCUCAACGGCAGGACUAGACGCUACACAGACAUUCAGCUCCAGUUCGGGGCACUGUGCUUGCACGCCCGCUACGGGACGACGCUGGAUGAGGAGAAGGCGCGGGUGCUGGAGCUGGCCCGGCAGAGAGCCGUGCGCCAGGCGUGGGCCCGCGAGCGGCAGCGACUCCGGGAGGGGGAGGAGGGCCUGCGGGCCUGGACGGAGGGGGAGAAGCAGCAGGCACUGACCACAGGGCGGGUUCAAGGCUAUGAUGGCUUCUUUGUGAUCUCUGUCGAGCAGUACCCGGAACUGUCAGACAGCGCCAACAACAUCCACUUCAUGAGACAGAGUGAGAUGGGCCGAAGGUGACAGAGAGGACCGUGGCCUGGACUUCUUGCCAAAGACAGCUACUCUUUUGUGGCCGCACACCUGACUGUGUUGUACUUUAAAAAAAACAAAACAAAACAAAAAAAAAAACUUUUUUUAACAAGUGCAGAAAAGAAACAAAAAAAAAAGAUACUGGUUGCAUUGUAACUCAUGCAACAUCCUUUUUUUAAAGAACAGAAAAGAAAAACACAAAAUUGGCCUUCAUACAUUUUUUGCAAAGAUCAGAAGGUAUUUUUUUUCUGUAGUGUGAUCACAAUGAAAACUUUAUUGUCUUUUGUUCCCUUUUCCUUGAGGAGUUUUCCUUGUUGUUUGGGGUACAUUUCUCCUCUCAGAUGCAUCUCCUAGGGUGCGUCCUUGUCUGUCCCCCGGUACCCAGUGUGAUGUGAGACAUGAAUGUCUGUGCUAACUUGUCUCAUGUGCAACCCUUUCCUCCAUGGGGGUCGGGCAGGAGCAAGGGGUGCAGGUAACAGGCCAGUAACAAACCUCUGAGGGGGCCUGGAAGGAGGGUCCGCAGACCUGAGGAUCCCUGGCUAAGCUCCCGCAGACACGUGAUGGCUUUUUAUUCACUGUGUCCCAUGCCUCUGGUGGACCACAGAUGGCUUCAUCUUUCUCCGGGGAGUUUCAUGAUGCCAUCCAGCACCUCUUUCGAGCUGCCCCAGACUCCUGUUCAAGCUUUAUAUUUUGAUGCUAAAUGAAACCCCUUACCCCUUUUGCAAAUCCUGUGUAGUCGUUGAUGCCACCCUCAUGCUGGGAAGGAGAAAGUGUCUCCCAGGUCCUUUCCCCCAGGCUGGUGACAUAACAUCCUGGGGCUGAGAGCCUCGUCCUCCCCAAGAUGCAGAGGCACCCGGGAUGGCUGUGGCUGCUUGGUCCUCCUACGAUACUCCUUAUUCAUCUCCUCUUCUCUCCCAAAGUCAGAUGUGAGAACCAGCACUGCGCAGCAAGCCCGCAGCGUGGCACCGUGUCCAGGGAGGGGAAGGCCACCCGUGGCAAAGAGAUGGCAGUGGUGGCAAGGGCACCAGCCUGCCUUCCUAGGUGAAGCCCUCUCCCCAUGGCCGGUCAUCCCCCUCCACUGCUCGGCUGCCACCACUGAGAAGUAGGAGUGUGGA
This is a messenger RNA of Molossus molossus (Pallas's mastiff bat), 9632 nucleotides long. It is a transcript of the gene TENM4, whose product is annotated as teneurin transmembrane protein 4. Gene Ontology annotation, cellular component: membrane; neuron projection. Gene Ontology annotation, biological process: neuron development; heterophilic cell-cell adhesion; signal transduction. Gene Ontology annotation, molecular function: cell adhesion molecule binding; protein homodimerization activity; protein heterodimerization activity. Lineage: Eukaryota; Metazoa; Chordata; Mammalia; Chiroptera; Molossidae. The coding region runs from base 16 to 8508 and encodes 2830 amino acids. The transcript has 30 exons. The record is from RefSeq and is a predicted model, not a curated record.